Messenger RNA from Clonostachys rhizophaga, 1275 nucleotides. The record is from the annotation of a GenBank genome assembly. Lineage: Eukaryota; Fungi; Ascomycota; Sordariomycetes; Hypocreales; Bionectriaceae.
AUGGACCUACCUGUGCCCUCCCAGUCUUUUCUCCCCAUCCGGCCUGCCCCGGGACGUGAGAGAGUCAAGUCUCGUCUCCCCAGUAGGUGUGGCCAGCAACCACCUGGCACCAACAAUGGAGCGGUUGCAGGUGUUCCCCCAAAGCCCCCCAUUGAGUUGAUCCACCAGUCACUCAGCGUGGUCUGCCAGUGGCAUCCUGGAGUGCCAGCUGCAGGGCUGACCUGGACUGAGAAUGCCUAUCUUGCUCUGACAGGCAUCGCCGCGUCACACCUUGAGCUCUUCUUCACUCACGAUGCUCCACAAGCUAACGAGACUCUAAACCAAUUCCUUGCUGACCUCGAUAUGGACUGUGACACUGAGAGCUACGAAACGUGGCGGCAAAUUGUUCUAGGGCUAUGGAGGACUGAAAACGUCGCGUCGCAGAACGGUCGCUCGACUCACUCCAUCCAACUUCUCCUUAAUGCGGAACGUCUGAAUACCCCUCCGCGCGACUGUAUGGGCGCCGUGUGCGCCUUGGGCCUGUUACAGAGCGUGGCACCUCACGGCCCAGAGGCAAAGAGUGAAUAUCCUCUCAACCCCCUCUUCCUACUCAAGUAUAAGUAUCCCGCCGUCGAGUUUCAUGAAAUCGAGCGCGCCUUCGACACGGAGCUUGACAGGAAGGCGUUCAAUCAGUGGGAACAGCGUGUAAAUGCCAUCAUGGAGUGCAUGGGCCCCUUGACAUCGCAGCCUGUUCUCCUCCAGCAGGCCGGUGGCAUUGUCCAGUCGGAUGCUACCUAUGCGGACUAUCUCAAGGAAUAUGCCAAUGCCAUCUGCGACUUGGGUGACUCACGGUUCGGAUCAUUCACUGUGACCGACGCCAUCCACGACGCAACACAUAGAUUUACUGCAGCCAAGGCCGGCGACCCGCCUCCCGGCACCCCGGAGGACUGCCUUCCCCGCAAAACACCAGACGAGGAGAAACUAAUCUGGGAUCUGCAUUGUCAAAUCGUGAAGUUGGUGUUUAGAGAACUGAGCAACGCCAACCUGGCGGUGAAGAACUCUGCGUUCAAGGCAGUUGUGCAGGUCGGUGGUCAGGUGCCUGGCCUCACCAUCCUGUCCCCUAAAAAGCACUUCCUCGUCCUUAUCCCCAUGGCCGGGAAGGAGGGAUGCCAUGUGAAGAUUGACAACCAGGAAGUGUCAUGGAACCCUAGCACUGGUUUUCUCCUUGACGAACAUGUGCCGAUCUGGGCUGACAGUCUCAUCGGUUUCAUCGCCAUCUUCGUCUACAAGUUUUGA